Molecule: messenger RNA, 1822 nt
Organism: Mytilus trossulus (common blue mussel)
Lineage: Eukaryota; Metazoa; Mollusca; Bivalvia; Mytilida; Mytilidae
Exons: 14
Coding region: 110-1606 (498 amino acids)
Molecular function (GO): 2 iron, 2 sulfur cluster binding
Source: RefSeq, a predicted model, not a curated record
UAUUUACAAAACGCAUGAAUUUUUGAUAUUUGUUUUAUAAGUUUUGCACUUUUAAACUCUCCAUUUAUUUCAAAUGUUCUGGUUUCGACAGACCUAAAGAUCUUAAUUCAUGAAAUCUAACACCAGCAUAGUCCGUCAGUUUCUGAAAUUUUACCAUUGCAACCUCUUAAUAAAUAGAUCUGUUGCUCAUGUUGCUGGCUUUGGAGUCAUCAAAAAGAAGCUUAUACAAAGUUGCUGUCCAUCAAACUGCCUGAAUAAACAAAGUAUUGCAACAUAUGUCAAACUUAACCAAUUACAGAGUGAUACUAUAAGUAAGAUUGACAUGGAGGAUGGUUUUGAAGUUGACCUGGUGGAUGCAUUGAAAACAGUGGUUAAAGACAGUGGAUGGCAGUGUCUAGGUUUAGUAACAGAUUUAAAGAAAAAUAAAUGUAAAAGGUUUUAUGCAGAAGAUGGAGAAGAUCUUGUAUUGAUUUAUGUACCAGGGCAAAAUACUUUUUAUUGUAUGGAUGCAGCAUGUUCACAUGAAGGUGGACCACUGGAGCAGGGUGACAUAGAAGACUUUGAUGGAGAACUAAAAAUUGUCUGUCCUUGGCACAGCUAUGAUUUUGACUUGAAAACAGGAAUGUCUUCCUCUGGACUACAUCAAGAAGUUUAUCAAGUAGAAGUAGUUGGAGACAAAGUGUAUGUAAACUACCCUGAAGACUUACAUACAAAACCAAGUAAAUUUAGUCCUACAUCUACCAGAAAGGAUGAUGAACCAAAGAUAGCAGAAAGUAUGGAAGAUACUGGCACCCUUAGUUAUUGGGCUGUCAAGAUUCUAAACACAGGAGACCCUGAUGAAAAGAUCAAGUUAACAUUUGAUGUUGGUGAAAAAUGGCAAAAAAGGGAGAUAACUACGCUUGGUCACAUGAUUCCACCUGACCAACCAAAACGUGGGGACCAGCUGAAUAUUGUAGCUCCUGGAAAAGAAAAGAGGAGAGGAAAAGGUGGAAGUCUGGCCAGUAGAAUAUCCAAUCUGCAUUCCCUAGCUAACAUAGAACAAUGGGCUGUAGAUUUAUCUUGGGAUAUUGUUGUCAGGUUUGCCCAUGUGAUGGUGGAUGGUCAACAGCUACCACAAGAAUUCUUUGAUGACUUUAUACAGGUAGCAAUAGAUGAAGCAAAGCACUAUGGUAUGAUAAGUACAAGACUGAAAGAUCUUGGUAGUCAUUUUGGAGCUCUUCCAGUUCACAAUGCUUUAUGGGAUUCUGCCACAGACACAUGUGAUAGUUUACUGGCAAGACUUGCUAUAGUUCAUAUGGUACACGAAGCAAGAGGUCUGGAUGUACAACCAAAGACUUUAGAAAAGUUUGCUAAGAACAACGAUCCAGAGUCAGUGAAAGUUUUAGAAGUUAUUUAUAGAGAUGAAAUCACACAUGUUGCUGCAGGUCUUAAAUGGUUCACUUACAUCUGUAAAAACUCUCAACCGCCAUUGGACUGUAUACCAACAUUUCAUGAAUAUGUGAAGAAAUAUUUUAGAUCUUAUUUGAAGCCACCAUUUAAUACAGAAGGCAGAAAAACUGCUGGAAUGUAUGAAGAGUGGUAUAUGCCUCUAGUAAAACCAAAAUGAUGAACCUAGGAACAAUCCAUAUAGAUCAUGAUCUGAAACUAGCACCAUAGACAAAGAAGAAAGCUUUAAAUGAAAAAAACUAUGAUCUAAUACUAGUUUUAACUUUUGUUGAACUUUACCACUGGUAUCUUAUAUAGAUCGAGAUUUAAUAUUAGAAUAAAAGAUACAAGGCUGGAAAAAUAGUAAAAAUAAAUACUGAUUAAGAUCUUAAAAUAU